Colletotrichum truncatum is the source of this 2184-nucleotide messenger RNA. Its product is annotated as LysM domain-containing protein. Lineage: Eukaryota; Fungi; Ascomycota; Sordariomycetes; Glomerellales; Glomerellaceae. The record is from RefSeq and is a predicted model, not a curated record.
AUGUAUCAGAUCCAAGGCGGUGAUGAUUGCUACAGUAUCUCCAAGGCUCAGAGUGUCGGUACAGCUUGGAUGCUGUCUGACAACCACCUCGGUGCUUAUUGUUCCGAGUUCCCAACUUCGGGUAGUCUCUGCAUCACCAACACGUGCAAAACUGUCACAGUGGCUGUCAACACGACGUGCACAGCCAUCGCCACGGCUGCGAACAUCACAGAGCCACAGCUGCUGGCUUGGAAUCCUGUCAUCAACCCGGUCUGUUCCAACCUCGAUAUGAUGAACGGCACCACGCUCUGCAUCGAACCACCCGGACCCAAGCUGCCGCCCGCCCAAACGACGGCUGUUCCUCCAUUAACGCCUACCACUGCUGCUCCGAUACCCUCCAAUACUGCUAUUGGAUCUGACAAGCCCUGCGGCCGAUGGUACGAGGUUGAGGCUGGCGACUAUUGCAACCUGGUGACUCUCAAGUUUGCCAUUUCUCUCGAGGACUUCAUGUUCCUCAACACAGGCAUCAACUCCAACUGCACCAACCUCUUUGCCAAGGAAAGCUACUGUAUCCAGGCGGUCGGUGACAUCAAUAACUAUCCUGGCCGUCCCGGACAUGUCUCCGUCACCAUUGACCCCAACGAAUCCUUCACCGGCGUCCCCUUCACCAUGCUGCCCAACGCCACCAUGACCCUGGAUCCAAGACCGACCCAGCUCCCGUUGGCUACCGGCGUUCGCGACGAUUGCUUCUUCUACUUCAAGGGCGAUGAGUACCAGUACUCGCCUGAUGUCUUCGGCUUCUGGAACAGCAACUGCGAGAUUGCGGCGUCCAACUACAAUGUUGACUUUGACAGCUUCAUCGCCUGGAACUCGCUCACAACAAACGUUACGAACCCGUCAUGCGUGUUCCAGGUCGGCCUGCGGUACUGCGGCUCCUGGGGUCUGCCGCCCACACAAACCACCACCGAGGACGCCGAGCCCACUGGGGCCGGACCACAGCCGCCAGGGCCCACGCACGAAGGCCAGCCGGCAGACUGUGACGGCUGGCAUGUCGUAUCCAGCAGUGACUCGUGCCAGUCCGUCGCCGACAACGCCGGAAUUUCCCUUGCGACGUUCCUCGAGUGGAACCCGGCCGUCAGCGCCGACUGUACCGUGAACUUCUGGCUCGGACAGGCCUAUUGCACGCAUAGAGAGGGCCAGGGCAUCAGCAUCACGGCCUCGCGGUCUGCUUCAACCACGGCGUCGACGACGGCCAAGCCCACCCCCCCGGCUCCCACGCACACCGGCCAACCUGCCAACUGUAACAAGUGGGACGUCGUGGUAAGCGGCGACAGCUGCGGCUCCAUGGCCGCGGACAAUGGCAUUACCGUGGACCAGUUCUACGCUUGGAAUCCGGCGGUAUCCAAGGACUGUGUUACCAAUUUCUGGCUUGGGCAGGCGUACUGUGUCGGCGUAUCUGGGGCUGGUUCCGGUGUCACAACAACGAGAGCCUCUACCCCCUCUACAACGGCAGCCCCGACCCCUCCAGCGCCAACGCACACGGGCCAGCCCUCAGACUGCAACAAGUGGGACGUCGUGGUAAGCGGCGACAGCUGCGGCUCCAUGGCCGCGGACAAUGGCAUUACCGUGGACCAAUUCUACGCUUGGAAUCCGGCGGUAUCCAAGGACUGUGUCACCAAUUUCUGGCUAGGGCAGGCAUACUGUGUUGGCCGAUCUAGUGUCGGGGGCACCCCUACCACGACAGCGAAGCCGACGACAGCGAAGCCAACCCCUCCAGCGCCGACACACACGGGUCAGCCAUCAGACUGCAACAAAUGGGACGUCGUAGCAAGCGGCGACAGCUGCGGGUCCAUGGCCGCAGAUAACGGUAUUACCGUGGACCAGUUCUACGCUUGGAACCCGGCGGUAUCCAAGGACUGCGUGACAAACUUUUGGCUGGGGCAGGCAUACUGCGUUGGCCGAUCUAGUGUCGGGGGUACUCCAACUACGACAGCGAAACCGACCCCUCCAGCGCCGACGCAUACGGGCCAGCCGGCUAAUUGUAACAAGUGGGAUGUUGUGGUCAGCGGCGACGGCUGCGCGUCCAUGGCUAGCGACAACGGCAUCACACUUGAUCAAUUUUACCGCUGGAACCCUGCCGUCUCGAGGGACUGCGUGACAAACUUCUGGCUCGGCCAGGCGUACUGCGUUGGUGUUUCCAGCUAG